AUGCUGACAGUGCUGUCGGGGAGAGCAGCCGUCAUCACGGAGGCGAAGGAGGGCGAUGGCCCCAGGCACCCGCAUGAGGACCGCGAGCCCACCACCAUUAUCCAAUGGGCGAGCGAGCUGCUGGCAGCAGGGAAGGCAUGGAGUGUGGGGGAUGCGCGCAUGGCGGCACCUGAGGCCAUCGUCACACGCGUCGCCCAGCUGGCCAUCAGCUGCACUGCCAUGCCCACCGCCUCACGCCCCCCCAUGUCCCAAGUAGCCCAACACCUGGAGGCAAUGAGGGCAGAGCUGGGAGGAGGUGUUGCGAGUGCCUCGGGUGCAGAGAUAGUGGAUUCGAUGAUUGAGAGUGACAAGCUGGAGAGGACCAUGGACGAGGAUCUGGAGCUGCUCAACUCACAGUUCUCAUAG
Molecule: messenger RNA, 405 nt
Organism: Closterium sp. Naga37s-1
Lineage: Eukaryota; Viridiplantae; Streptophyta; Zygnematophyceae; Desmidiales; Closteriaceae
Source: the annotation of a GenBank genome assembly